Molecule: messenger RNA, 3745 nt
Organism: Saccostrea echinata
Lineage: Eukaryota; Metazoa; Mollusca; Bivalvia; Ostreida; Ostreidae
Exons: 2
Coding region: 1-3741 (1246 amino acids)
Biological process (GO): anatomical structure development
Cellular component (GO): cell surface; extracellular region
Molecular function (GO): signaling receptor binding
Source: RefSeq, a predicted model, not a curated record
AUGAAUAGAAAGAUAAUUGGAUUGGUGACAGCUGUUGUCUUAGUAAUUGUACUUGCUCUUGCCAUAUCUAUUCCUCUUACACUGAGAAAGGAGAAUCAGGUGACAAACAAUCCCAGUCCUCUUUCAUCAUGUCCUUUUGGCUACUCAGGUCAAUUUUGCGACGAACCAGUUUGUACAUCUAUGUGCCACCACGGAGACUGUGUGCGCCCAGACACGUGCAACUGCGAUCCUGGUUGGACAGGCAGCGCAUGCGACCAGGCAAUCUGUGAAAUGUCCUGCAGUCCGCAUGGUAACUGCACAUCCCCAAAUACAUGUACAUGUGAGAAUGGUUGGCAAGGAAUGACAUGUGAGAUGCCCUUCGCUCCCGGAUUUAAUCCCACCAUGAGAUAUAUCUACAAUAUAUCAAUAUCCAAUACAAUGGAAAGUGACAUUAUGAUGAAUACUGAUUCCUACACUAAUGGUGCUGAUGUUCGACAAUUUUUUUCCAAUGUGAACGUAACAUUUUCCGUUUCUACUAUCAAAAAACAGAGUAAUCACUCUAUUGGAAUACUAAAGAUUUUGAAUGCAACUUGCCAUUCAGAUUUUGGAAACCAAACAACAGAUUUUAAAAAUGCUACAUGCGACCAGGAAUCUGCAAAGAAUUUAUUGGGCACUAAAAUUAUGUUUUCUCAGGAUACAAUGACUGGAAAAAUCAUGAAUGUUUACUACAAUUCUUCCACCGAAGCCCAGGCAAACUUUAUAGCACGUUUACUUCGCUUCAUAGACUGUAAAACAGCGCCAUCAAACGUGGAUAAGAUGGAAGAGACAUCAACUAUUGAUGGAAAGGAAAUAUAUUUGAUUCGCCAUCGAUUAAAAUCUGAAACUGGCAUGCAGUGCUUUAAUUUUAAAAGAGAAGUAAAAAAUGAAGAGAACAUGAUUACCGACCGAGAGGAGAAGGAAGUAUGUAUGGGAGAGACUGGGGCCCCUCAAAUUAUCACCAUGUCAGAGUUUUUUGAAAUAGGUAAAAAUAUGAAUGUGAUCGACUCUUUAAACGAUGAUGAGACGAAUCUGUCGCCUUUGCCAUCUUUCAAAGGGCGUGUAUUUGCAGUCGGAUCUCUCGUCUCCAUGAAGAGAAUGGCUGAAGAUGAUAUAGAAGAUGAACUAGAAAAUGUACAUGUAGCUUUAGCAUUUAAUAACAUCAAGUCUUCUCCAAUCGACGAGUUCGCUUUCAGGAGGAUUUUCACCGAGGAAGAAUACAAACACAGUAAUGCACAUCAGGAUAUCGGUAACCUCCUACGUCACCCAUUCCCAAAUCUUCGACUGUCACUUGGUCUUGAUUUGGUAAGAAAAAGCAAAUCUGCCAUUUCCAUCAUUGGAAAGAUGAUUUUCUCACAAAGUAUUGCAGACAUAGAGUCGAGAUCACUUCUCUUGGCGCUUCUUGGACCAUCGCAAACUUUGUCGGGACAGAAAAUCCUGAUGCAAAUUUUAGAUGCCGAGGAGAAGGUGAAGGGUGACCAUUAUCUUGCCUUAGGUUCUGUGGCUCAAUUGUUAAAGCCCUCUGAAGAUAUGGUUUCAAUACUGAGUAAGCUUCUGAGUAAUACUCUGGACGAAGAUGUUAAAACUCGGGCUGCUUUAGUUCUCGGAGUACUAGGAAGCAGAGGACUGGACCAUAAAGUUGUUCCUAUCCUAACUGAAACACUGUUCAAGAACAAUGUACCUCACGACGAUAUAUGUUUAUUUAUAUCAGCUUUAGGGAAUACUCACUCAGAAAAAGCGACACAGUCUUUGUCAAAGAUUUUAGAGAGCAAGGAAACAUUUUAUAAAAUCCUAUGUAUUAGAGCUCUGAAAAAUAUCCCAGGGAAAAAAAGUUACAAGCUUGUUUUAGAUGAACUUUUAAAAACGAGAAAUAAGACAGUAGCUCUUCAAUGUUUAAAGACGCUAAAAUAUACAGGAAAGUGGAUCAAUCAGAAUGACGCAAAUUCCAUUCUACAGAUAGCUUACGACACAAAAGAUGUAGGAAUACUCUUUGCCAUAAAACAGUUGUUUCUUGAGUUACAAGGUAUUUGUACAGAGAAACAAAAGCAUGAUUUUCACGCCAAAUCGAUGAAAAUAAACGGAAUUAUUGCAAAACUUCAGAACCUUGAAGUAAAAGAUUUUGAGGUAAAACGAGAGUCUCAGAAUUUUGGCGUUUACUUUAAUAUGUCGGUAGAUUCUCAAAUACGUGGCUCUGAAUUUGAUUUCAAUGCCAAUUCAAACCUUGACCUAAAGGUGUUUGGUAAACGUAUAAAUGUUUUGGAAGCAGGAUCCGCUAACUCGCUGGUUGACUCAGGUAUGUUUAUGUCUUCGGUUUUUAUGACCUUGAAAUUGUUUGGACGAGAGUAUGACUUAUUCAUGCAAUCUUGGCGAUUUGAGCUAAAUUUAGGUAUCACAGACGGAAAUCCAUGCAAGGCAAAUAACGGUGUUAUCAGACAUACCCUAUCUGAACAUUUUCAGUUCGGAGACUUUACUUUUACGUAUGGUGUAUUUGGAAUAGCCUCGGUCAAUUUAAAAGUGGGACUCAGUGGACCUGUUUCUUUUGGAUAUGGAUUCAAUAUUAUAGGAAAUGAUGGUGACAUGGUACCACAACAAGUGAAUGUUGUUGCAAAGCCUGAGGCAAACUUGACCACGACUGUGGCUGCCUCUGUCGGUGCCGCUUUAGUACGAGUUGGGGUAAGAGGAGACAUUGCUGUUCUGACAGGAAGUGUUCAAACUAACGUUGCUCUAAAUUUACAACAACGAAGCUUCUGUCAUUUUGUAGGUGUCAAUGCGCACGUAUUACAAGGUACUUUGUACAUUUUCGGCCAAACUGGUUUCUCUUUUUUUAAAAGAAGUUUUGAAAGGAAACUUUUUGAUUGGGCUGGGGUAAAUAUAUCAAGAACUGUAACGGAAUCAUUCUGUUGCUCAAAUGCUUUUCAGUCUACUAGUGAAACACCAAUUCAGAGACUGUACCCUUUUCUUACAAAUGUUAGUGGAGUAUCAUACAAAAAGAACAUGUCUGAAACUCUAUCAGUACUCACUUCAAUAAACACAUGUUUAGAUUCAGUAAAAAGAAACGGUUGCCCAACAGGCCUGAUACAAGCUUUAAGGAAUAAAGGACUUCAUAUUUUUGAUCGUUCAUUGAAGGAAAGUUACGUUUUGACCACGAGGCAUGUAAUACCAAUGUUUAUUACUUAUAGUGGUGAUUAUUACGGUUUAGAUAAAACAGGUAAUUUGGUUCAGGUAAAUGAGUAUGGGAAUGUGAAAAAGGUUAAGGUAUCGCUUAUAAAUCUGUUAGCUAGUUUGGGUUACGGUCGAGAAAUAAAACAGAUUUAUGGAAGUAUGAUAAAGAAACAAGGUUUACUCCAACAGCAGCCAAAAUUGUCUCUAAUUAAAUCCACUUCUAACGUACUGGAUCUCAGACCAUAUUGCCCUAAAAUGAUGGCGAUUUGUGAGAACAUAAAAAUGGGGAAAAUGUAUCAUGGUGACACAUUGACAUUUACGGAAAACAAAGAAAUAAAAUCAUUCAACGACAAGGAAGCAUGCUCUGCGUACAUAAAGUCUAACGGGAUUAGAUAUCCGUAUUACUGUGAAGCUUACCCAUUCUCGUUCACAUUACAGGGAGGGGGUGGGGCGAAGGUCAUGUCCGUCAACGUUAUGGAACGAGAUGUCAAAAUGGAGGCAUUCCAUGCUUUUAUUAGAAGUUCGGGUUUGAAAGGGGGCGAUUCUUUUGUUGUUAUUGUUUAACAUU